AUGUCCAAAAUAAUCCUCUCCAUAAACGCCGGAUCCUCCUCCGUCAAAAUCUCCAUCUUCACAGCCCGCAAAACCCAAUCCCCAACCCAACUAGCCGAAUGUCAAAUCUCCGGUCUCACAUCCCCUCCCGCAACCCUCAAAUACACCCGCUCAGGAACCCUCAUUUGCAAAGACCAAAAACUCGAGAAUGAGAAAAUCUCCGACCAAAAAGAUGCUUUCCAAUACAUUCUAUCCCAUCUAAUUAACGACCCCUCAUUCCCACAAAUCACCAAAGUCGAAGAUAUAUCCAUCGCAAGCCACCGCGUCGUACACGGAGGCGACUAUAAAACCAGCAAAAUCAUCACAAACGAAACAUACCACCACCUAGAAACGCUCACCGAUCUCGCCCCCUUACACAACACAUCCGCACUCUCCAUCAUAUCCCACUGUAUCUCGACACUUCCCUCCACGCGCAACAUCGCCGUCUUCGACUCUGAAUUCCACGCCUCGAUUCCAGAACAUAUCUCUACAUAUCCUAUUAAUCAAGACAUUGCGCGGAAGAAUGGAUUGCGGAAAUAUGGAUUUCAUGGGAUUUCGUAUGCGUUUAUUACGCGGAGUGUAGCGGAGUUUUUGGGGAAGAAGGAGGAGGAAUUGAAUAUUAUUGCGUUGCAUUUGGGGAGUGGUGCUAGUGCGUGUGCAGUUAAGGGGGGAAGAAGUUGGGAUACGAGUAUGGGGUUGACGCCUUUGGCGGGAUUGCCUGGGGCGACGAGGAGUGGGAGUUUGGAUCCUAGCAAUCCCCAGAUGAAACUCGCGCUUGAUAUAUUUAUCGAUAGGAUAUUAUCAUAUAUUGGACAUUACUACGUGAGUUUACAUGGGAAAGUUGAUGCGUUGGUUUUUGCCGGGGGGAUUGGUGAGAAGAGUGAGGUGUUGAGGAGGAGGGUGGUGCACGAGGUGGGAUGUUUGGGGUUUGAGAUUGAUGAGGUGAAGAAUGGGAGGGAGAUGAAGGAGGUGGUGCAGGAUGUGGGGAGGGAGGGGGCGAGACAUCGGACUUUGGUUUGUUUGACGGAUGAACAGUUUGAGAUGGCUAGACAUUGUGUUGUUGAUGAGGAGCUUUUUGGUGAAUGA
Molecule: messenger RNA, 1104 nt
Organism: Sclerotinia sclerotiorum 1980 UF-70
Lineage: Eukaryota; Fungi; Ascomycota; Leotiomycetes; Helotiales; Sclerotiniaceae
Exons: 2
Coding region: 1-1104 (367 amino acids)
Biological process (GO): phosphorylation; acetate metabolic process
Molecular function (GO): acetate kinase activity
Source: RefSeq, a predicted model, not a curated record